Molecule: messenger RNA, 276 nt
Organism: Mesocestoides corti
Lineage: Eukaryota; Metazoa; Platyhelminthes; Cestoda; Cyclophyllidea; Mesocestoididae
Source: the annotation of a GenBank genome assembly
CCCGUUCUUCGUGAGCAGUUUCUCCGCCUCUGCAUGAAUGUGACGACGGUGCUGUGCUGUCGCAUGACGCCCCUCCAGAAAGCAGCGGUGGUGCGUCUUGUGAAUCGUGGCCUGGAUGGUGUCGGUGGCGGUGGACCCCCCGUGACUGCCGCUGUUGGUGACGGCGGAAACGACGUUGCAAUGCUGCAGGAAGCCAGUGUGGGCAUCGGUAUUUUCGGUAAUGAAGGGCGACAGGCUGUGCGCGCUUCAGACUACGCAGUUCCACUUUUCAAGUAG